AUGUCUUCCGAGCAUUCACAGUCAAACUCACAGGAUUACUCCAGUCACCGCAGAAACCCUGAUCUAUCUGAGGACCCAGCCUUGCAGCAAUUUGGUCAUCUAUCCACUCCUAUUGAGUCUGUGCAGCCGCCGGCGUUCCAGCAAAGCGCUUUGUCCAACUCGGCUUCCUCGUGGCCAUUUAUUACUAGCCCAGUGCCGGCCCUAGAAGCCUCUUCUUUACCUUCAUCGGCUUUCCACUUUUCAUCUCUUCCGCAAGGCUCCACUACUCCCCUACACUCUAAUUCCCUUCCAGAAUCAUUUUAUGAUCCUGAUCCUUCUUAUUCUGAACACUCUUAUUCGGAAUCAUCUUACUCCAAACCCUCAUACUCUGAACAGUAUCCUGAACAGACUAUACAUCAAUCUAUUGAACAAAAUAAUUACAAAGAGGAAUUACCUACGGAGCAUCCACGCGGUCUUGGAAUUACACCUUACCCUAUGUCAGUAGCAUCAGACACAUACUUUGCUGGCCCAAUGCAGCCAAACUCUCAUCACUAUGCCUGGCCCAACCGCCCAUUUCAACCAUUGCAGCCUUCAUCAGGGAAUAUGUACCAGCAGUUCCCUCCGCCACAGUCAUAUCCUUCUUCUAGUUUCUCUGCUGCCUACGGUAGCCAUCCUAAUGGCCCGAUGCCCGGCUACCACCCUGAGCCGCAUGCACCACCCUCAUACCUUCCUGGGGCGCCUGGUAGCGCGCGCCAGAGUCAUUCCCGAAGCCCUUCAAUGGCUCGUUCUUUUCCACCUCACACAGCCGCUGCUGUUUCCGAACAGCCUCUCAUGACUUCCUCUCCUCCUUAUAUGAUGACUCAACCCGCUUAUUACCUCCCCGAAGCACCACCAAUCCCUUCCUCUCACCCCUCAUCUAUGGCUUCACAAGCAUCUUCUAUGGUUGCCGAUACCGUCUUCUCUCCACCAGAAUCUAUACCUGGAUCAGAUAACGAACGGCAAGUCCGUGUCGUUAGUUCAAGGCCUCGACCGCAAUGCUGGGACCACGGGUGUAAUGGCCGUGAAUUCUCCACUUUCAGCAACCUUUUACGACACCAACGAGAGAAGUCUGGAGUAGUUGCCAAAGCCGAAUGCCCUGUAUGUGGAGCAGUGUUUACUCGAACAACAGCGCGGAAUAUUCACGUGGCACAAGGCAAAUGCAAAGGCGCGGGCGGGGAACCGUCAGCGGAGUAG
This is a messenger RNA of Penicillium pulvis, 1212 nucleotides long. RefSeq lists its product as uncharacterized. Lineage: Eukaryota; Fungi; Ascomycota; Eurotiomycetes; Eurotiales; Aspergillaceae. The record is from RefSeq and is a predicted model, not a curated record. The transcript is spliced from 6 exons. The coding region runs from base 1 to 1212 and encodes 403 amino acids.